AUGCUGGCGCGUGUCAUUUCGGCUCCUCUCCUUCGCUCCAUUUCAAUUCGCCCGUUUGCAACCGUUACUGCUGCCAUGGUGAAGCAGCUCCGAGACCUCACGGGUGCUCCCAUGAUGGAUUGUAAGAAAGCUUUGCAAGCUGAAGGUGUGGACGGAAACAUUGAAAAAGCAGUGGAAGUGCUCCGCAAGCAGGGAAUGAAGCGAGUGAACAAAGUGAGUUCCAGAACUACGCAGCAGGGCGUGAUUGCCUCUACCAUCACAGAGAAGAAGGCUACCUUGGUGGAAUUGCUCUGCGAAACGGACUUUGUGGCUCGCAACGAUCAGUUCCAGAAACUGGCGCGAGACAUCUCCUCCCUAGUAUUCACGACGGGCGUAACCUCGGUGGACGCUCUUCAGCAAUCCAAGUUCGCUGACGGUUUUUCUGUCGCUGAUCGCCUCCACGAGACGAUUGCGAAGAUGGGAGAGAACAUCGUGCUGCAUCGCUGCGCCUCCCUCGAGACCGCUUCUCCCUCGAGCAUUCUCUGCAGUUACGAGCACAAUUCCGUCGGUCCGCACAUGAGCCAAAUCGCUGCGUUGGUUUCGUUCGCCGUCGACGGCGACGCGAGUAAACUCGAUCGCGAUGCCCUGCACAAGAUCGGAAUGCACAUCGUGGCGGCCAGUCCGGAGUAUCUCCGCCGCGAAGAAGUCCCCGCCGAAAUUUUGGCGGGCGAGCGAAGAUUGGUGGAGGAAGAAGUGAAACGGCUGAACAAGCCGGAGAAGAUCGCGAAGAAGAUGGCGGAGGGAAAGCUGGGGGAGUUCUAUCGGCAGAAAGUGCUGGUGGACCAGCUGUUCGCGUUGGAUGAGAAGCAGGGAAGCGUGGGGAAGAUGGUGGAGAAACUGGGGAAACAGGCGGGGUGCAAGGUGGCGAUUGAAGGGUUUGUGCGGAUGCAGGUGGGGAAGUAAUUUUAGAGGGUGUUGAAUGAAUGAAU
Blastocystis hominis is the source of this 968-nucleotide messenger RNA. Its product is annotated as Translation elongation factor EF1B. The transcript has 4 exons. Lineage: Eukaryota; Bigyra; Opalinata; Blastocystidae. Gene Ontology annotation, biological process: mitochondrial translational elongation. Gene Ontology annotation, cellular component: mitochondrial matrix. The record is from RefSeq and is a predicted model, not a curated record. Bases 1 to 942 code for a protein of 313 amino acids. Gene Ontology annotation, molecular function: protein binding; translation elongation factor activity.